This is a messenger RNA of Alternaria atra, 1566 nucleotides long. RefSeq lists its product as uncharacterized. The coding region runs from base 1 to 1566 and encodes 521 amino acids. NCBI's taxonomy places the organism in Eukaryota, Fungi, Ascomycota, Dothideomycetes, Pleosporales, Pleosporaceae. The record is from RefSeq and is a predicted model, not a curated record. Gene Ontology annotation, cellular component: membrane. Gene Ontology annotation, biological process: xenobiotic detoxification by transmembrane export across the plasma membrane. Gene Ontology annotation, molecular function: xenobiotic transmembrane transporter activity; antiporter activity. The transcript is spliced from 5 exons.
AUGCGCCGAGAUGCGCCAUUGACGGCGGAGGCCCAGCUGCUCGCCCCACUCUGGCAGCCCAAGCCGACUACUGUGAGAUCGCAGCCGCAGAAGCAAGACAAAGUCGACAAAUACAACGAAGUCAAGCACUUGGAAUACGAUAAUGACAUUUCGUCUUUAGCGCUGGGCUUUGUUCCGUUUCCAUUUACUUCUGGUGGUGGCAUCACAUACAACACAAUGGACGCUCCCGAGGCGCGCAGGUUUUCCACGAGUACGGCUGAGCGCGUCGGCUUACUCAAGUCGCACGACAACGCAGCGAAGCAGCGUCAAUAUGGCGCGAUUCCGGAUCCCUCUGAUAUUGAGAGUCUGCUGGGGGGAGAGGGGACGACAGAAGAGCUGGGAACGACGGCGGGGCAAGAAGCCAAGUUGCUCCUGAAAUACAGCGUUCCGCUCAUGGGAACAUACCUACUGCAAUACUCGUUCAGCUUGGUGACCAUCUUUGUCGUGGGGCAUAUUGGGACGGAUGAGCUUGGUGCGGUAUCUCUAGCUACAAUGACAGCCAACAUUACCGGACUAGCAAUCUACGAAGGACUGGCCACAUCGCUAGACACUCUCUGCGCGCAAGCUUAUGGUUCAGGGAAGAAAACCAUGGUAGGUCUCCAUCUUCAGCGCAUGAUACUCUUCAUGCUGGCUGUUACCAUCCCAAUUGGAGCAAUCUGGUUAUGUUCGGGCUGGAUUCUGGCAGCCCUCGUUCCGGAAAAAGCAAUCGCGCAUCUCGCCGGAUACUACCUUUCGUUGCUUCUCGCAGGAGCGCCAGGAUACGCCAUUUUUGAAGCUGGCAAGCGGUUUACGCAAGCCCAAGGCCUUUUCAACGCGUCACUCUUCGUCUUGCUUAUUGCGACGCCCAUCAACAUAGCUCUGAACUAUGUUUUUGUAUUCGUUCUAGAUUGGGAUCUCACAGGUGCUGCACUUGCAACUGUCCUCUCCAACAAUCUUCUGCCGUUGUUGCUCUGGAUUUACGUAUACUUUGUUAAUCCAUCUUCGCUGGAAUGCUGGGGUGGCUUCACUAAGGCUGCGUUUACAAACUGGGGUCCGAUGGCUAAAUUGGCUGUCCCGGGUAUUGUCAUGGUUGAGACGGAGUGGCUGGCUUUUGACAUUCUUACCUUCUCCACAAGCUAUCUUUCCACAGCUCACUUGGCGGCGCAGUCAAUCGUCAUGACUCUGGCAGUAGCUAUCUACCACGUCCCAUUCUCCGUUGGCGUAGCCGUCUCAACUCGCCUGGGCAAUCUAAUUGGUGCUGGCUCCCUCUCCGCAGCCCGCACCGCCACAAAAACCUACAUUUUAACUUUCCUCGCCAUCGGACUCAUCGACUUCACCUUUCUAACCGCUUGCCGAAACACCCUACCCAAAGCCUUUACCAGUGACCCGGAAGUCGUUAGCAUAGUAGCCACCGUAUUGCCUCUGCUGGCCGCUUUCCAGUUCGCCGACUCCACCACCGCGCUUGUGAACGCUCUACUCCGCGGCCUGGAGGAGUUCGAGUCCCUGAGGACUGGACUAGAGGGAGAGAAAGGGCGGUCGAAGACGUAG